AUGGAAUUAGGAUCAUUGCCAACCCUCUCCCAUGUCUCUCUGUCUGUUGUGCUGCUCUUCUUCUUCUCACUUUCUUCCUCCUAUGCAACUUCUCGCUUCACCCAUCACCUUGCUUACCCACCACAUUCACAAGCAGAAAAGUUCAUUAGAAGCCUUAAUCUGUUUCCAAAGGACUCAGCCAAUAACAGUGUAAAAGGUGACAAUGCUGGUUUUGUUCCAGGAAAGAUCGUGGAAAAGAAGUUCUCGUUUUUUGGCGAUUCUGGGCCUUCUGUUCAAGACCUUGGUCACCAUGCAGGCUACUAUUCACUACCUCAUUCCAAAGCUGCUAGGAUGUUCUACUUUUUCUUUGAAUCACGGAACUCUAGAGAUGAUCCUGUUGUGAUAUGGUUGACUGGAGGACCAGGGUGUGGAAGUGAAAUAGCUUUGUUUUUCGAGAAUGGUCCCUUCCAUAUUGCCAAUAACUUGUCUCUUACAUGGAAUCAUUACGGCUGGGACCAGGUAUCAAAUAUUAUAUUUGUUGACCAACCUAUGGGCACAGGUUUUAGUCACUCCUCUGAUGAUAGUGACACUCCUCAUGAUGAAGUGGGUGUUGGCAAUGAUUUAUACGACUUCUUACAAGAGUUUUUCAAGCAUCAUCAAGAUUUUGUUCACAAUGACUUUUAUAUCACUGGAGAAUCAUACGCUGGACACUAUGUUCCGGCACUUGCAUCCCGGAUUAACCAAGGAAAUAAAAGAAAACAAGGAAUCCAUAUAAACCUCAAGGGUUUUGCUAUUGGUAAUGGGAUGACAAAUCCUGCAAUUCAAUUCCAAGCAUAUCCAGAUUUUGCAUUAGAGAAUCGAUUAAUUAAAAGGGCUGAUUACGAUGAAAUUAUCAACUUUGUCCCGGGCUGUGUACAAGACGCUAAACUUUGCCAAACCCAAGGUGGAGAAAGUUGCGUGAAUGCGUUAAAUGUUUGUGAGAAUAUUUUCAAUAGAAUCUUGGUAGAUAUUGGCUUCAAAAUUAAUAUCUAUGACAUAAGAAAGAAAUGUGAGGCAGGAGGUUUGUGCUAUAACUUCAGCAGCUUGGUGACGUUUUUAAACAAGGAGAAAGUGAAAAGUGCUUUAGGUGUGCCUAAGGACUUCAAGUUUAAUACAUGCAGUACAGCAGUGAAAAUAGCUAUGCUGCAAGAUUGGAUGAAAAAUCUGGAAGUGGGAAUUCCUGCUCUUCUUGAGGAUGGAAUCAGGAUGCUUUUGUAUGCAGGGGAAAAAGAUCUCAUAUGCAAUUGGCUUGGGAAUUCAAGGUGGGUUCAUGCUAUGGAGUGGUCAGGCCAAAAGGGCUUUGGAAGAUCUCCUACAGUGAAAUUUGUGGUUGAUGGUGCAGAAGCAGGGUCUCUUACUAGCUAUGGACCUCUCUCUUUCCUCAAGGUACAUGAGGCUGGGCACUUGGUCCCCAUGGAUCAACCAAAAGUUGCACUUCAGAUGUUGAAAACCUGGAUGGGAGGAAAACUGCACUAG
This is a messenger RNA of Sphenostylis stenocarpa, 1494 nucleotides long. Lineage: Eukaryota; Viridiplantae; Streptophyta; Magnoliopsida; Fabales; Fabaceae. The record is from the annotation of a GenBank genome assembly.